UUUGAAAAGGUGCUGGCGAUGAGUCAAUUACGAAGUAAUAUAUUAAUUAAGCAAAAAUAUAAAGAAAUUGAAAUAGCUGAACGACAGUAUAAACUAACUAAUAUCGUAGCUCCAAUUCAAUCUUAUAAUGAUAAUGAAAAUAGAACCCAAGAAACAACAGAAUCUUCACCUGUUGUAAGUGACAAUGAAAUUAACCUAUCAACUCCUAAUAGCCCAUCAGCUGAACUAAGUGAAUUUCUAGAAAUAUCUGAUGAUGAUAUAGUUGAAGACGAAACAGAAUAUUGGUCACACGUAAUUGAAAGUUGA
This is a messenger RNA of Scutellospora calospora, 306 nucleotides long. NCBI's taxonomy places the organism in Eukaryota, Fungi, Glomeromycota, Glomeromycetes, Diversisporales, Gigasporaceae. The record is from the annotation of a GenBank genome assembly.